This is a messenger RNA of Neurospora tetraspora, 2181 nucleotides long. RefSeq names its product major facilitator superfamily domain-containing protein. The record is from RefSeq and is a predicted model, not a curated record. Gene Ontology annotation, biological process: basic amino acid transport; transmembrane transport. Gene Ontology annotation, molecular function: basic amino acid transmembrane transporter activity. Gene Ontology annotation, cellular component: fungal-type vacuole membrane. NCBI's taxonomy places the organism in Eukaryota, Fungi, Ascomycota, Sordariomycetes, Sordariales, Sordariaceae. The coding region runs from base 376 to 2022 and encodes 548 amino acids. The transcript is spliced from 6 exons.
AGACUGCACAGGUGAAUGAGUCCGGGAACAGAAGACCCUGGAAAGAGCCCAUUGACUGCGGGUGCUUGAACCAUGUCUCGUCGAUAAAACAUGGUGUUAGCUCUGCAGCCGGAGUUACAUCACCCCCGAGGUUGAAGGUGGCUGUCCGAUCACGGCAUCCCGAAAAGAGUAUGUGGUACCGUGCAGCACAAGGAGGUCCAGGUCUUCUGACCUUCCCACCCCUCUUUUGCUCUCGCCAGCCGACGUCGAUAUCGGUGCCAUCUCCCGCUGCCUGUAAACUGUAAAAACCUGGCGAUAAACAUCUGCUUUGUGUUUUGCAAUUGGAGACACCAUCAUCCUUGACCGGCAAGCUCAAUUGUGCCAUAUAUCAUUGACAUGAACAACAAUGCACAGGAUGUGUCUGAUAGCGACAGCAACUCCACGCUGUGUUCCGACGUGGGCGAAACAUCACCUCUCUUGGAGUCGCAACCAACAAAGCCGUCGGAUGUAGAAGAAGUAUGGAAACCAGGGCCAGGAUUCUGGUGGAUUGAGAUUGCCUUGUGGGCCAACGUCUUCCUGUCGGGAUUCGACACGACCAUCACGGCGUCGACGUAUGCCGCCAUCAGCUCCGAGUUUGGUGCCGCAAACAACGCUGCCUGGUUGACGACAUCGUACCUUAUCACGAGUACUGCGUUCCAGCCGCUCUAUGGUAGACUGUCAGAUUUGUUCGGACGGCGCCUCUGCUUCUUUGUAUCCACCGUAACGUUCAUGGCUGGCUGCUUUGGGUGCUCCAUGGCCCAAGACAUGCUAACCCUCAACAUCAUGCGGGCCGUGGCCGGGUUUGGGGGAGGAGGGUUGAUCACCAUGGCGACUGUCAUCAACUCGGACAUGAUUCCCUUUAAGCAGCGCGGUAUGUACCAAGCGAUGCAAAACAUUCUCCAUGGAUUUGGGUCCGUGCUUGGGGCAUCACUCGGGGGCACCAUUGCCGAGACCAUCGGAUGGAGAUGGUGCUUCUUGUCGCAGGUGCCCGUGUCGUUGGUAGCUGUCGUGGUCGGGUACUUUGUGCUGGAAAACCCGUUGCACCUGGUCGAGCUGACGGGCCCAAAGCGACAUAUCCGGUCUGCAUUGCAAUGUCUCGAUCUGUCCGGGGCCACGCUGCUGGUUGUAGGACUCGUAGUCCAACUCUUGGGAUUGAGCUUUGGGGGCAACGAGUAUCCUUGGUCAAGCGUGCCGGUAGUCACCGCCCUGGUAACGAGUUGUGCGUUGUUGGUCGGGUUCAUCGUGGUCGAGGCAAAGACCAAGGCAAUGCCGAUGAUACCGUUGCGGAUGCUGCAAGGCUGGCAACCAUGUGCGGUGCAGUUGAGCAACAUCUUUUCCGGCAUGGCAUCGUAUGCUUAUAUGUUUAUGAUCCCGUUGUACUUCCAGGCCGUCCGGGGAGACUCGCCGUCCAAGGCAGGUCUGAGGCUCGUGAUGCCGUCGUUAGCAACGCCGGUGGGCGGAGUGAUGGCAGGGGCUCUGAUGCAACGCGGGACACGUCUAAGCUAUAACGUUCGGUUGGGAACAGCCAUGACGCUGAUCGGUAACAUGCUCGCAGUGACCUUGGGGACGACGGGCGAUCGACGAAAGGAAUUCGUGUUCUUGGUACCGGCGACGCUGGGUCUUGGACUGACUCUUCCCAGUAUUCUGUUUAGCUUUGUGUCUUUGUUUGAGCAUCGAGAUCAAGCGGUAGCAACGUCGACGGUGUAUCUGAUCCGGUCCAUGGGCGCCAUUUACGGUGUGACCAUAACGUCGGCCAUUGUGCAGAAUGUCUUGAUGGCGAGACUGUCGGCGACGCUGGGAGAUGCGGCAACAGAUGAGCUUGUCGCGAAGCUGCGCAAGUCGGUGUUUGCGCUGCGGGAACUGUCGCCCGAGUUGGAAAAGGCAGUCAGGGCCUUGUACGGGGACGCCUUGAGGAUUUCGUUUCUGGCGUCGACUUCGUUUGCUCUGCUGGCAUUCUUGUUCUCUUUCGCCAUCAAGACGGGGAAAUUGCAAAGAAAGACCUGAUGGACGGCUGAAGGAAGGUGCGAUAAUUCUGCUCGAGUCCGUUCUUUGGUGGUCGCAGGUUGUUGAGGAAGGCGCAGGUAGCUGUACCAGACCAAAAAUGACAUGCUCGUUCUUUCCCAGUUCGAUUGCUUAAUUAUUGCGUGAUGUGCUCAUAUUGAU